This is a messenger RNA of Brassica rapa (field mustard), 2665 nucleotides long. Its product is annotated as protein FAR1-RELATED SEQUENCE 1. The record is from RefSeq and is a predicted model, not a curated record. NCBI's taxonomy places the organism in Eukaryota, Viridiplantae, Streptophyta, Magnoliopsida, Brassicales, Brassicaceae. Gene Ontology annotation, biological process: regulation of DNA-templated transcription. Gene Ontology annotation, molecular function: zinc ion binding.
GAGUAUAAAAAGGCGAGUACGACGGAGACGACGACUGUUCUUCGCCCUAAAGAUCAAAACUUCGCUGAAACGAAGAUCGACUCUGUACUCGCCACCAGUCAUCACUCUCUUCUUCCCUCCUCAUGUUUAGUUUAAAGGGUGAAGCAAAGCUUCAUUGAAUGGAGAUUGAUCUCGAAAUGUCGUCAGGAGAAUGUGAUGAUGAUCAAAGGAUCAACGAAGGUUUAGAGUUUGAAUCCAAAGAGGAAGCCUUUGAGUUCUACAAAGGGUACGCUAAAUUUAUCGGUUUCAACACCAUUAUAAAAGCUAGCCGCCGUUCAAGAAUGAGUGGGAAGUUCAUCGACGCCAAGUUCGUUUGUACACGUUACGGAACCAAGAAAACAGAUGAAGCAGAAGAAGAAGAAGACAUAAACAUCCCUCAAGCGAGAAAACGCGGUAGAAGAACAAACCUUUCUUCCUCCAAAACAGAUUGUAAAGCCUGCUUACACGUCAAGAAAAGACAAGAUGGGAGGUGGGUGAUUCGCGCUUUGGUCAAAGAACAUAACCACGAGACCUUCCCCUCUGGUCAAACCACUUCCAUAAGAGAGUCUUGUGGACGUGGAAAGGAGAUGAAAAGCAGCAGAAAGUUUCAAGCUUUGGAGGGUGGAGACGUUGAGAGACUCCUAAGCUUCUUUACUGAUAUGCAAGCUGAGAAUCCUUUCUUCUUCUACGCCGUUGAUCAGACUCUAAGAAGCGUCUUUUGGGUUGACGCAAAGGGGAGAUUGGACUAUGCUUGUUUCUCUGAUGUUGUGUCUAUAGACACUACGUUCGUCAAGAACGAGUAUAAGCUUCCUCUUGUGGCGUUUAUUGGAGUUAACCACCAUGGACAGUGGUUGUUACUUGGUUGUGGACUGUUGUUAGACGAUGAGUCUACUAAAUCUGGAUUCGUUUGGCUUUUUAAGUCAUGGUUAAAGGCGAUGAACGGACGUCAACCUAGAGUUAUACUCACCAAACACGACCAGACCCUCAAAGAAGCUGUCUCUGAAGCUUUGCCAGCGUCUAGACAUUGUUUUAACAUGUAUGAUACUCUUGGUCAGAUGUCUGAGAAGGUUGGUCAAGGCUUUGUAGAUGAGAUAAACGAAGCUAUUUACGGUUCUUGCAAGGGAGAUGAGUUUGAAGAGAGAUGGUGUGAGGUGGUUGAUAGGUUUGGUGUGAGAGACAAUGAUUGGCUCCGUUCUCUGUAUGAAGAUAGAGAGCAUUGGGUUCCUGUGUAUAUGCAAGAUGUUUCUCUGGCGGGGAUGUGUAGUGCAGAUUCUGUUUUGGAUAAGUAUAUUCAAAGGAAAACCACUUUGAGAGCGUUUCUUGAUCAGUACAAGAGGAUGGUACAAGAGAGAGUUGAAGAGGAAGAGAAGGCUGAGAUUGAGACGUUGUGUAAACAGCCUGGGUUGAAGUCUCCUUCACCGUUUGGGAAGCAGAUGGCUGAGCUGUACACGCGCGAGAUGUUCAAGAGGUUUCAGGUUGAGGUGUUGGGAGGUGUUGCUUGUCAUCCGAAGAUAGAAAGCGACGAGGGUAACAACAAGAAGAUGACUUUCAGGGUUCAAGACUAUGAGCAGAACCGUGCGUUCGUUGUGGUGUGGAGCUCUGAAUCAUCUGAAGUUGUCUGUUCGUGUAGAUUGUUUGAGUUCAAAGGGUUUCUUUGUAGACACGCGAUGAUUGUUCUGCAGAUGUCUGGAGAACUUAGUGUUCCUUCUCGGUAUGUGUUGAAGCGUUGGAGAAAAGAUGCGAGAAGGAGAGAAGCUGUUGAGUCUGAUCUGAUGUGUGGAGAUUUAACUAAAGCUCAGCGGUAUAAGGAUCUUUGUCUCCGGUCUUUGAAGUUGAGUGAGGAAGCAUCUUUAUCUGAAGAGAGUUAUAACGCUGUGAUGAAUGUGUUGAAUGAAGCUUUUAGAAAGUGUGAGAUCACAAGUAACGUGAUCCACAUUGUUGAAGAGUCAGACUCUGAUGUAGCUCAUGAAGAACAUAACAACAACAACUCUUUUAAUGAGAAUGUGGCUGACACAGGACAGGAACAUUCAUUACAUGAAGCCUGGAAAGAAACUGCUUUGCAAGAACAAAGACACCGUUACUCGAUUCUUGACGACUACCUCAGCGCUCAACAAAUGUCACAUGAAAUGGGACAAAUAAGCAUGAUGGCCUCAAACCGAAAUGGAUAUUCUACUUCCCAUCAAAACAUACACUCACUGAUCCUUUUAUUAUAUCUCAUUGCAGGGACAAUCCAUAACACAGCAAAGGCUUUAUGAAACUGAUCAAUUAAGUUUCAGACCAGAUCAAGUUAUGUAUGAAAGACUUCAGGACAUGGUAAAAGACUUGAACUAGACCUUUUGAAGCUAUCUCGGAUUUUCUUGCGCUUCUCUUUUUUUUUUUUUUCACAAAAGAGUUUUUGUUUAUUCAUGAAUGUUAGGGACAGACAAGUUUUAGACAUCAUCCUCAGCAACAUUGCGAGUCUUCAAAACAUCAACAAUCCAACAAGAAUGUAUCUCUCUGAGUUACUUGUCCGUUUAAGCAGGAGAGUUUAACAUUUUAAUAUAUUUGAUUUAAGUUUUGAUGGAAAAAAAAUUGAAUGUUUGUGUACAGACAAGUGGUACAGCUAAAAAACUUGUUAGCGGUGGUAAAAUGUUUCCUUCUUACGAGU